Molecule: messenger RNA, 1016 nt
Organism: Raphanus sativus (radish)
Lineage: Eukaryota; Viridiplantae; Streptophyta; Magnoliopsida; Brassicales; Brassicaceae
Product: AAA-ATPase At5g40000-like
Exons: 2
Coding region: 18-1016 (332 amino acids)
Molecular function (GO): ATP binding; ATP hydrolysis activity
Source: RefSeq, a predicted model, not a curated record
UCUUCUUUGGUAUAACGAUGAUGAUGAUGAUGAUGAUGGGCAGUACAUUUGGAACUAUAGGCUCAAGCAUGGCAAGUUUGUUCUUUAUCUGGGCAAUAGUUCAACAAAUCUUCCCUAACCAUUUGAAGAUUGCCAUCAAAGAGUUCCUUUUGUCAUCAUUCCAACAACUCUGUUUCGCUCAAAGAGUUUUUCAGAUUAUUUCACCAACCUCUUCUCUCCACGUCGACAUCAACUUCCCCGAGAGCGAUGAGUACCGUCUCAACCACGCUUUCUCAGCCAUCGAGACCUACCUUGAGGCGAAAGCAACCGAUAAAUCCAAGCACCUCAGAGGAAGCCAGGUGAAAGAGAAUAAAGGUUUGGUCCUGAAACGAAACGAGGUCAAAAUCAGAGAUGAAUACAAAGGAGUUAGGGUUUGGUGGGAGAUUGUGACUGCUUCUGGUGAAGAAAGAUCUUACAAGCUCACGUUUCACAACCGUUCAAGGAGUCUUAUAACUGCUUCAUAUGUACCAUAUGUGGUCGAAGACGGGAAACUAAUCAAAGCCAAGAAACAGCAGACGAGGCUGUUCACGAAUAACCCGAGUUCUCAAUGGUUUUUGAGCCACAACAUGUGGAGAUCUAUCGAGUUUGAGCAUCCAGCGAAUUUUGAGACACUAGCCAUGGAUCCAGAGAAGAAAAAAGAGAUCAUGAGUGACCUAACUGCUUUUACCAAUGGGAAAGAUUAUUACAAGAAGAUUGGGAAAGCGUGGAAGCGAGGCUACUUGUUGUAUGGAGCACCAGGAACCAGUAAGUCCACCAUGGUUUCAGCCAUGGCUAAGUUUUUGAACUAUAACAUCUAUGAUCUUGAACUCACGGCUAUAAAGAACAACUCGGAGCUGAGGAAACUUCUUACAACAACAUCUAGCAAGUCUAUUGUUGUGAUUGAGGACAUAGACUGCUCAGUAGAUCUCACCGGUAAUAGAACCAAGAAGCUUUCAAGAUUGAGUUGCGAGGAUAAUGGGAUCAAGUUGGCCGGCUGA